This is a messenger RNA of Stegostoma tigrinum, 2687 nucleotides long. RefSeq names its product fizzy/cell division cycle 20 related 1a (gene fzr1a). Gene Ontology annotation, molecular function: anaphase-promoting complex binding; ubiquitin ligase activator activity; protein binding. Gene Ontology annotation, cellular component: anaphase-promoting complex. The transcript is spliced from 14 exons. Bases 229 to 1710 code for a protein of 493 amino acids. Gene Ontology annotation, biological process: anaphase-promoting complex-dependent catabolic process; positive regulation of anaphase-promoting complex-dependent catabolic process; positive regulation of ubiquitin protein ligase activity. Lineage: Eukaryota; Metazoa; Chordata; Chondrichthyes; Orectolobiformes; Stegostomatidae. The record is from RefSeq and is a predicted model, not a curated record.
CCGGAAGUGUGGUCGCCAUAUUGCCCUCGCACGAGAGGGGUCCGCGGUGGUAGCUGCAGGGGGAGGAAGGGGGACCGAGAGGAGAACGUUUCAGUGGAGAAUCGGUUACACGGACAGUUAUGUCAUUGUGAGCCUUCAUCGCGCCGCUUUGUGGAGGUUUCCCCCUCCUGCUUUAUAUUGCAGUACUGACUGCUGAUUAAGCUUUAAUAAGAUUCAACUCCGCUAACCAUGGAUCAGGAUUAUGAGCGACGACUUCUACGACAAAUUAAUGUUCAGAAUGAAAACAAAGUCCCUUGUAUGUCAGAAGUUAGAAGAACAUUAACACCUUCAAAUUCACCAGUGUCAUCUCCAAGUAAAAGUGGAGACCGGUUUAUCCCUUCAAGAGCAGCAGCAAACUGGAGUAUAAACUUCCACAGAAUUAAUGAGAAUGAAAAGUCACCCAGUCAAAACAGAAAAGCAAAAGAUGCAACCUCUGACAGUGGCAAAGAUGGGCUUGCUUAUUCUGCAUUACUUAAAAAUGAGCUUCUUGGGGCAGGAAUUGAAAAAGUUCAAGAUCCUCAAACUGAAGACAGAAGAUUACAGCCUUCAACGCCUGAAAAGAAAAGUUUAUUCAAGUACUCGCUCAGCACUAAACGGGCAAGUCCUGAUGAUGGAAAUGACAUUUCGCCUUACUCCUUAUCUCCUGUUAGUAAUAAAAGCCAAAAAUUGUUGCGGUCACCAAGAAAGCCAACUAGGAAAAUCUCAAAGAUUCCAUUUAAAGUUCUUGAUGCACCAGAACUUCAGGAUGACUUUUAUUUAAACUUAGUGGACUGGUCUUCUCUAAACGUAUUAAGUGUUGGACUUGGCACUUGUGUCUAUCUUUGGAGUGCUUGUACUAGCCAGGUGAUCAGAUUGUGUGACCUUUCUAUUGAUGGAGAUUCUGUUACAUCAGUUGGCUGGUCAGAGAGAGGAAACCUGGUAGCUGUUGGAACACACAAAGGAUAUGUUCAGAUCUGGGAUACAGCUGCAGGGAAAAAAAUAUCUACACUUGAAGGACACUCUGCUAGAGUAGGGGCCCUUGCAUGGAAUGCUGAUCAGUUGUCAUCAGGAAGUAGGGACCGUCUUAUUCUCCAGAGAGAUAUCCGUACUCCACCCUUGCAAUCAGAGCGCCGACUUCAGGGUCACAGGCAGGAAGUUUGUGGUUUGAAAUGGUCGACAGAUCACCAGCUUCUCGCAUCUGGAGGAAAUGAUAACAAGCUACUGGUGUGGAACAAUUCCAGUUCAGGCCCAGUACAGCAGUAUACAGAGCAUCUUGCAGCAGUGAAAGCUAUUGCCUGGUCACCCCAUCAGCAUGGCCUCCUUGCAUCAGGUGGUGGAACUGCUGACCGGUGCAUCCGUUUCUGGAAUACUCUUACCUCUCAGCCUUUGCAGUGCAUUGAUACAGGCUCUCAGGUGUGCAACCUUGCUUGGUCCAAGCAUGCAAAUGAGCUAGUGAGUACUCAUGGUUAUUCACAAAAUCAGAUCUUGGUGUGGAAGUAUCCAUCAUUAACACAAGUAGCCAAGCUGACAGGACAUUCAUACAGAGUGCUAUACCUGGCAAUGUCACCAGAUGGGGAAGCCAUUGUAACUGGAGCUGGAGACGAAACACUCCGAUUCUGGAAUGUGUUUAGUAAAACUCGUUCAACUAAGGAAUCCAUAUCUGUGCUGAAUCUCUUCACAAGAAUACGAUGAAGAUUGAGAAAUUAGUGUGUUAAAUAGGGAAAAUGCUAACUGUCCCAUAAAUAUACAAGAAACUUUCAUCAUGCUGGUACUGAUUUUUUUUUAUUUGAAUGGAUAUUAGAAAGAUUUUGCUGCUCGUUCCAAACAGGUUGAAUUUUUAAAAUAUGUUUUCAAUUAUGUUUGUUUACAAAGAACUGUUUGAAAAGACUGCCAAAGGUUUUGAAUUAAGGUCCAGUUUAGUGCUGAUAUUCUAAUUUUCUUGUACAGUUUAUAUAAAAUGCCAGCCACAGCUUUCAGAUGAAAUGAAAUGCCAAGCUAUGAAAUGCACAGUGCUACCUGUAAAUAUUUUUCUGUUGGUAUUGAAAAAUGUAUAUUGAAUAUAAAAUUCUGUAGAAAUGCAGUGAGAAUGCUAAACAAGACUUGAUUAUCAAGACGAGCAUAAUAUCUAAAAGAAACCUUUACUUAAUAGGCUAUCCUGUGUGCCUAUAUAUGUAUAUUUUGUAACUGUAUCACAAGGAUUUUCAAAUUUGUUAAGCAGGAAGCUUACUUCCCUUAAGUAUUUUGUUAAGAUAACUGGCUUUAAUGGGUUAACAUCAUGUUGAACUGCACAAAUCAUUAUAUUAAUUAAAAUUAUGAUUGGCUAAUAUUCUUAAUACUAAACAUAAAUAUCUAAUGAAGCGUGAACUUCAAUUGUAUCGGAGAGUUUAAAAGGUCUUGCUGCUUAUAAUGUUGAAAUACUUUUCUCUCAAAGUGUACAAAUAUGGAUAACAAAGCACUUGAAUUUUUAACCAUUUAGUGGCAAUUAUUACUCAGACUAUAAUUUUUGUACUUUUUUUAUACCAUCUGUGAUUUUCAGUUGAGCUGUAAAACUACUUUCCAUUUUCUGUAACAGUGAGUGAAGUUGUUUGUUUGUAUUUGUGGAUGAAUAUUCUGAUGGUCAAUUGAAGUGAGUAAAGUUGCUAAAAUGGUAAAAGUGAUGUUGCACAAUG